Raphanus sativus (radish) is the source of this 1655-nucleotide messenger RNA. Its product is annotated as probable arabinosyltransferase ARAD1. Bases 161 to 1468 code for a protein of 435 amino acids. Lineage: Eukaryota; Viridiplantae; Streptophyta; Magnoliopsida; Brassicales; Brassicaceae. The record is from RefSeq and is a predicted model, not a curated record. Gene Ontology annotation, molecular function: glycosyltransferase activity. The transcript has 3 exons.
CCAGAUCAAAAUUCUGACUAGAAGAAUCUCUUCGUUUAUUCUAUUAUGAUGACUCGAUACGUUUCGUCAAAACUCAAGCAACAACAACGACAACAACACACAAAAUACAAAAGACACACCGUUGGAUCCAAAUCUCAAAAUUCAAUUCAACGAAUAAGAAAUGUACGGCAAAACCAUAUGCACCAUCGUCCUCUUCGUCUUCCUCAUUGCUUCCUACUCAAUCUACAUGGGCACUGUAGAUCCAACCCCUUACUUCACCCAGCUCCAGUCCCUCCCCCGCGCCAUCUCCCCCUCCUGUAACUCCUCCACCACCGCCUCACGACCUCUCCGCGUCUUCAUGUACGAUCUCCCGCGAAAAUUCAACAUCGCGAUGAUGGAUCCUCACCUCUCGGAAGUCGACCCGAUCACCGCCGAGAAUCUCCCUCCCUGGUCCCAGACCUCCGGCGUCCAGCGCCAGCACAGCGUCGAGUACUGGCUCAUGGCCUCCCUUCUCCACCGCGAGGGAGAGAAAGAGAAAGAGGCGGUUAGGGUUUUUGAUCCGGAAUCGGCGGACGCCUUCUUCGUCCCUUUCUUCUCUUCCUUAAGCUUCAACACUCACGGCAAGAACAUGACGGAUCCGGAUACGGAGUUUGACCGGCUACUACAGGUUGAGUUAAUGGAGUAUCUUGAGAACUCCAAGUACUGGCAACGUUCGGGCGGUAGAGACCAUGUGAUUCCCAUGACGCAUCCUAACGCUUUUAGAUUCUUGAGGCAGCUAGUGAACGCGUCGAUCCUCAUUGUCGCUGACUUUGGGCGUUACCCUAAGGAGAUGGCGCGUUUAGGUAAAGAUGUGGUGUCUCCGUAUGUACAUGUGGUUGAGUCCUUUGAUGGGGAUGAUGGGGAUGAUAGUACUCCGGAUCCGUACGAGUCUCGCAGCACGCUUCUUUACUUCCGUGGGAAUACUGUUAGGAAAGCUGAUGGUAAAAUCCGUCGUCAGUUGGAGAAGUUGCUUGCUGGUAACUCUGAUGUUCGCUAUGAGAAGAGUGUAGCAACUACACAAAACAUCAAAGUGUCUACGGAAGGAAUGAGAUCAUCAAAGUUCUGUCUGCAUCCAGCUGGAGACACUCCAUCAUCAUGCCGCUUAUUUGAUGCCAUUGUAAGUCACUGUGUUCCGGUCAUCAUAAGCGACAAGAUCGAGCUGCCGUUCGAAGAUGAGAUAGACUACUCAGAGUUCUCAGUCUUCUAUUCUGUAAAAGAGGCGCUUGAACCAGGAUUCAUCCUCGACAACCUCCGGCAGUUUCCCAAGGAGAAAUGGCUGCAAAUGUGGGAAAACCUGAAGAACGUGUCUCAUCACUUCGAGUUUCAGUACCCGCCCAAGAGAGAAGACGCAGUGAACAUGUUGUGGAGACAGGUGAAACACAAGAUACCAAAUGUCAAGCUCGCUGUACAUAGAAACAGGAGGUUGAAAGUCCCUGAUUGGUGGCUCUGAAGAAUGACAGGAUUAAAAAGCCUUUUAUCAUUCUUUCUUCCCUUCAAUACUGUACAUUAGUUGAUUCUUUUGUUACCUUUUGAGUUUCAUGAUCCAUUUUAUAGGGGGGCAUAUAUAUACUUUAAAAACAUCAUUUUUAUAACCACAUAAUAAUAUUUUUUAAGGUGAGAGUUCAUCUUGUUGUGAA